Mycena indigotica is the source of this 1116-nucleotide messenger RNA. RefSeq lists its product as uncharacterized. The record is from RefSeq and is a predicted model, not a curated record. Lineage: Eukaryota; Fungi; Basidiomycota; Agaricomycetes; Agaricales; Mycenaceae. The coding region runs from base 1 to 1116 and encodes 371 amino acids. The transcript has 2 exons.
AUGUCCAAUCUUCGCCAAGACUGCGUCAAGGCCACGUCAAGUGAUGCUCACUCGGAACCCAUGCGCGGGGCGCGGUCAUUACGGGUGGUUGGGUCGUCAGCUGCGGUUGAACGGGCGUGUGUCCGAGCUUCAAAUAGGCGCUGUCUGUUGAGCCCAGGCAGCAAAGCCGCCAUGCGUUUGUUCUUUUUUGCGCUGCUUGCCUCUGCCUACGCGGCGUUCCCCACGACGGUGCUGUACCAGUCGCCCUCGGGACUGCUCCUCGAGAACAUCGCCGUCCGGCCCAACUCCAAGUUGCUCAUCACCUCCGUCAUGUCCCCCACCCUCUUCUCGCUCGACCCCCAGGCGAAGAACGCGACUUUGACUCCGGUGCACACCUUCUCCGGCCCGAACGGGACCGCACUAACCGGCAUCGCCGAGUACGCGCCCGACACGUACGCCGUCGUCGUGUCUGUCAUCGACUCCGCCGAGCGCGCUGCCCAGCUCGGUAGCGUCGCCAUCUGGCGCGUCGACCUCACGUGCACCCCGCCCAAAGUCGCACGUGUUGCGCGUCUCCCUGCCUCGCACCUCACCAACGGCCUCUCCACUGUCCCCGGCCUCCCUGGGGUCGUCCUCGCGGCUGAGUCCGUUCUCGGUGCUGUCUAUGCCAUCAACAUGCGCAACGGCGCCGUCCGCACCCUCACGCAGGAUGCGCUCCUUCUCCCCACGCCUGAGGCCAACCUCGGCAUCAACGGACUUCACGUGCAUGACAAGUACCUCUACGCGACCAACGCUGCCCGCGGCACUCUCCUCCGCGCACCAGUUGCGACCCGGCCCGGCUCCGUCGCGUUGACUGGCCCGUUCACGGUGAUCGGGACAGUCCCGGAGGGUUCGUACGGCUUCGACGACUUUGCCAUCGACGACACGGGCCGCGUGUGGGUCACGGUCCACCCGGGCUCGCUGUCGGUGUUCACUCCGCAGAAGAAAGGCAGCUGGAAGGAGGAGACUGUCGUGCCGCCUGGCGUUUUGGUCGUCCCGACAUCCGUCGCGCUCGCGCGCCGCAAAGCACUGGAAGGAGUGUUGUAUGUCGCUACCGUCGACGGGAAGGUCGUCAUGGUUGACACACGAAAGAAGGCCUAG